CAAACACAUUCACUCAGACUCAGUCUUUCUCACUUUCAAUCUCUCGCUUAGUUUACAGAAAAUGUCUCCAUGUCUAAACUGUAUCCAAAAGCCAUACCGCAAAUGUAUGUUAGGAUUAAUCAUGGGUGUAUCAUUUAUAUAAUAAAACACAGCCCAGACCUGCAUGUUUAACAAUUGAAUUGUGCUGCAGUUCUUGAUAUUUGCAAUGGUUUUAAAGAAGAGGUUAUUUUCCUUUGAAUAGUGCUGAUGUUAUCUCAGUCAACAGACUGAACAUGCAUUUCUUAAAUCCUGAAUUCCUCACCUAUGUCCUGUUUCCGUGCAAAGCUUUUUGGUGAGGUCCCCAACAACAAACCAGCUCCUUCUUUUGUCUAGGAAGCCAUAAAAUCAUCUAGCCUUUGCUCUGAACCAUUGCCUACUGACUCUUGGACAGUUGUCUCUUGCCCAGUUGUUACUAUAACUACCGAACAAAGCAGUCAGACUAUAUCUGCUUCAGUUGUCAUGAGCUGUUUAAACCUGCAGUGCAUUUGUUGUCAUGAGCUGUUUAAACCUGCAGUGCAUUUGUUGUCGUGAGAUGUUGAAACCGUAUGAAAAGCUCUGGCUGCUAAACCCUACGCUCCCAGCAGCCACCAGACAAGCUGUGAACCAGACAGGCAACAGCCUGUCAACAAACUCCCCACUUUCAGUAGUGUGGGCUGCCGAGGACACAGAGCUAAUGUCCAGUCUCAUUGUCUGGAGCUGGACACUCAGCCGGCCACAAACAACCUAUUGUGACUCUGCCUAAGGCUGGGCGCUGGUGGGCAAGACUUAUUAGAUCUGAGCGCUCAAGCAAAGCUAUUGAGAGGGAGGUAGGUGUGCUACAAAGCAGCCAGUCUGGCCUUAGGAAGGAAGCAGUUUGCUCUUUUUCUCUGAAUUUGUGAGGCGAGGCUUUGGCUUGUGGAAUAUUUAGAUUAAGAUUUUGGGUUUGGGGUUUUAUCACUGUUGUUUCAAUGUUUCAAUUAGUUGAAAAGUGCAAAACAACAGAUACAAUAUGGUAAUGGUUUAUCGCCAAGUGUUUUUUGUCCAAAGUUGGCAUACUAAGACAUCUUCACUCACCAUUUCCACCACAGAAGAACAUGACACUCUUCUAACAUGGAUGUGGUGUUAACUACUGGAUGUGAAAAUGAAAGCAAAGCAGAACCGCCACGCAACAUCAACACCCCGAGAGUGGGGAAUUAAGGAGGUCGACAGAGAGAUGCUGAGCUGUUGUUUUGUCUCUCUUUAGCUAGUCUCAGGUGGAUCAUCCUAAGAGAACACUCUUGAAUUUGGUCUCUGCGAAGAUCUUUGACACCAAGCAGUUGACAGGUUAUAGAAUACGGAAAUGUGGUAGUUGGGAGAAGACAAAGACAGGAAAUGGGCUAAAUAUAAAUAUCGUUACUGCACAGAAGGGCGAAACUCAUGGCUUCUGGCGAUGCACGGAAGUUUGACCCCACUUUUAAAGGCCCAAUUCAUAACAGGGGUUGUACAGACAUCUUGUGCUGUAUCCUCUUCAUCUUGGCCAUCCUGGGCUAUUUUGCGGUGGGAAUUCUGGCUUGGUCGAGAGGUGACCCUCGUAAAGUCAUAUACCCUACAGACAGCCGAGGGCAGUUCUGUGGGCAAGCGGGGACUGAACUGGAGAAGAAGCCUCUUCUGUUCUACUUCAACAUCAUGAAGUGUGCCAGCCCACUGACCCUGCUGGAGUUCCAGUGCCCUACCCCGCAGAUUUGUGUGGACACAUGUCCGAACAAGUUCCUGACGCUGGCGAAUGCCCGUCUUUCCUCUAAGGAAGGAGAAGACAUGAACUAUUACAAGAAGUUCUGCAAGGAUGUAGACUUCAGCCAGCUGACUGUCGCAGAGAUCCUUAGGGAUCGCCUCUGCCCUGGAAUGCUCUUUCCCAGCAGGAACUUUUCCCGCCGGUGCCUGCCAGACCUGGGGACCAAGAAGGGAGGAGUUGUUGUCGUCGGCGACAACACAACUAGCUACAUUGAUGAGGAUAAUUUGACCCACAAUGCCAGUGAUCUCUUGGAUGCUGCAAAGAAGUCAAACAUUGCCAUGGAAGCACGCCAGAUUUUCAUGAGGAUCUUUGAAGACUACACUCAGUCCUGGCACUUUAUCCUGAUUGGUCUAGUUAUUGCAAUGGUCGUCAGUCUGAUCUUCAUCGUCCUGCUGCGCUUCCUAGCAGGCAUCAUGGUCUGGGUCAUGAUGUUUAUGGUCAUCCUCGUCAUUUUAUACGGGAUCGUCCAUUGCUACCUGGAGUUCGCUGCUCUAGGGGGGACCCCCGGGUCUGAUGUCACCAUCCGGGACCUAGGUCUUCAGACGGACUUCUCUGUGUACCUGCAGAUCCGGCAAACCUGGCUAGCAUUCAUGAUCAUCCUGGCCAUUGUGGAGGUAGUCAUCAUCAUCCUCCUCAUUUUCCUCAGGAAGAGAAUCCUCAUUGCCAUCGCUCUCAUCAAGGAAGCAAGCAGGGCCAUUGGUCAUGUGAUGUCCUCGCUGGUCUACCCUCUGAUAACGUUUUUCCUCCUGUCCCUGGUCAUCGCAUACUGGGGCGUCACCGCCGUCUUCUUGUCUACCUCUAAUGAAGCCAUUUAUAAAGUGUUCAACAUCAGUGAGUGCUCCCGCUCUUUGGAGCGCUGUGACCCAAAGACCUUCAGUAAGUCUAACGUCACAGCGGAGUGUCCAGAUGCUGAGUGCCAGUUUGCCUUCUACGGCGGAGAAACCCUCUACCACAAGUACCUGAUUGUGUUCCAGUUCUACAACCUCUUCCUCUUCUUCUGGUGCGCCAACUUUGUGACCGCGCUGGGACAGGUCACCCUAGCAGGGGCCUUCGCCUCGUUCUAUUGGGCCUUCAAGAAGCCCGAUGACAUGCCUGCCUACCCCAUAUUCGCCUCAUUGGGAAGGGCUCUCAGGUACCACACCGGCUCUCUGGCUUUUGGCUCCCUCAUCCUCUCCAUCGUCCAGGUCAUCAGGGUCGUCCUGGAGUAUCUGGACCAGAAACUGAAAGGAGCUCAGAAUAAGUUUGCCAAAUUCCUGCUAACCUGCUUGAAGUGCUGCUUCUGGUGCCUGGAGAAGUGCAUCAAGUUCCUGAACAGAAAUGCCUACAUCAUGGUGGCGAUAUAUGGCAAAAACUUCUGCACAGCAGCAAAGGAUGCCUUUUUCCUUCUAAUGAGGAACAUUGUGAGGGUGGCUGUUCUUGACAAGGUUACUGAUUUCCUCCUCUUUUUGGGCAAACUGCUCAUUGUUGGAAUUGUGGGCAUCUGUUCAUUCUUCUUCUUCUCUGGGAAGAUCAAGCCUAUAGAAGAUGCAACGCCCAUCCUCAACUAUUACUGGGUACCAAUUCUGACUAUUGUAUUUGGCUCCUAUCUCAUCGCCCAUGGCUUCUUCAGUGUGUAUGCCAUGUGUGUGGACACACUGUUCCUCUGCUUCUGCGAGGACCUGGAGCGAAACGACGGCUCCACAGACAAGCCUUAUUUCAUGUCUAAAGAACUACACGAGAUUCUGUCCAAAAUCAAACCAGACGAACCCGACGAGGCUUCUCCACCGGCCCAAGUCCAAGCAGACGAGGAGACCCCGCUGCAGCAGGAGGAUGGAGAGAUCCAGGUGAAGCAGGAAACGGUCCUGAGGACUGAGAACGAGGAGGAGCAGCAGCCCCUCAACCAGGAGCCCCCCUGCCAGGCAGCGGCCGAGGAGAGUGAGCCGCCGCAGGACAAGACGCCUCCACCGCAGACGCCACAGGAGCCAGAGACUCAGACCGCAGAGCCCCAGACCACUCCUCUACUUAACGGGUAUCUGGACGUGGAGCCUGAGGAGAAGAACGAGCCGGAAGUGACACCCCAACCAGGAGCAGUGGCAGCAGAGGAGGACGAGCAGGAUGAAGAGGAGAAGCCUAAGGAAAAUGGACCGCUAGAAAUUGACACCCCACUCACUCCUCAGGACUGAAUUCAGAAUUGAUCAUGAGUCAUUAACCUUAGAUGGAAUGACAACCAUCAGGCUCGUUGAGAAAUGUCUGGAUAUACCUUUAAGAUUUAAAUGGCUUGCUGUGGUAUGCUGUUUGUGUAGACUGGUAUGCACCAGGCAAAUGUAAAAAGUCCAUCUAUCAACACUUCCUGUAUGGAUAAGGUAAAAAAAAAAAAGAAAAGCUUGCCAUUCUGGGUAGCUGUAGGAUCAGAGUCAAAUUCUUAUCUAGUCUUCUGGGUACUGGGAACUGCGGAAUCGAGCUUGUUCUUUCAUUAAGUGCGCAAUUAAGUAUAUGAAAGUAAGCAGCUGUGCUACAAUCUCUUGACACUAAAACUGUGGCGUUUGGGGAGGCAUACAGCCUCUUCAAUCAAACGAACAGGUCCUAAAACCACACACUAUAAGGUACAGAACAAUAAGUUGCGAAAAAUGUGUCUUGUGUUGUUUGUUUUUUAGAAGUGUGUGUGUGUGUGUGUGUGUGUGUGUGUGUGUGUGUGUGUGUGUGUCUGUGUGUCUGUGUGUCUGUGUGUUUGUGUGUGCGCUCAUGCACAUGUGUGAGUGUUGUACGUAAAGGAUGUACAUUUUUACUGGUGCUGAAUCUGUGCCUACUCAAUGUCAAAUUUGGAUUGAUGUCUUAAUCGUGUCCCAGAGUACACUAUUCUACUGACGCUACGUUUACAGUAUGAGAAAAAGGCAUAACCCAGUGCUCCUGUGUUUACACUCAAACCAGCUGACGCCAAAUGGUCAAGUCCUUUCGUAUGAAAUUGUGAUAUCUAAACUAAAAAAAAAUAAUGUUGAGUUGUUUCUAUAAAUGUAUGAAUUACUUGCCGUGCUAAUAGUUGCUCCAACAAAGUGAUGGUCUGAAGAAAACAACACCUCUUUGCCUUGGGAUUGUAGGUGGCGUUGAUCACUGAAAUUGGACAUUCGUUUGCCUUUAUCUGUCUCUCUUUCUACCUCUGUCUAUUUCACUCUUUACUGCAUGUUGUUAACAUGGUCUAUUACUGCUCUAUUAAAAUGCAUCUUUCCUCUACAAUAA
Molecule: messenger RNA, 5002 nt
Organism: Clupea harengus (Atlantic herring)
Lineage: Eukaryota; Metazoa; Chordata; Actinopteri; Clupeiformes; Clupeidae
Gene: slc44a2
Product: solute carrier family 44 member 2
Exons: 22
Coding region: 1435-3951 (838 amino acids)
Biological process (GO): transmembrane transport
Cellular component (GO): membrane
Molecular function (GO): transmembrane transporter activity
Source: RefSeq, a predicted model, not a curated record